This is a messenger RNA of Arabidopsis arenosa, 1507 nucleotides long. The record is from the annotation of a GenBank genome assembly. Lineage: Eukaryota; Viridiplantae; Streptophyta; Magnoliopsida; Brassicales; Brassicaceae.
GCUUGUGCAAAAUCUGCAUCCAUGGAUCCAUCUCUUGGUGAUCCUCAUCAUCCUCCUCAGUUCACCCCUUUCCCUCCUUUUCCCACCUCCAACCACUUCGUCUCCGGCGCCGUCCCUCCUCUAAAUCAUCAUCCCUUCAACAACAACCAUGUCUUCCAACCGCAGCCGCAAACGCAAACGCAAAUUCCCCAACCGUCGAUGAUUCAGGUCCCUCCACAUCCCAUCAACCACCCUCCUUACUCCGAGAUGAUUUGCGCUGCGAUUGCGGCGUUAAACGAACCGGAUGGUUCGAGCAAGAUGGCAAUUUCGAGAUACAUCGAGAGAUGUCAUCCCGCUCUAACUUCUGCUCAUGCUGCUUUGUUGACUCAUCAUCUCAAGACUUUGAAGAACAGUGGUGUUCUUACUAUGGUUAAGAAAUCUUACAAAAUUGCUGGUUCUUCUACUCCUCCUGCUAGUGUUGCUGUUGCUGCUGCUGCUGCCGCUCAAGGUCUCGAUGUUCCCAGAUCUGUGAUCCUCCCUUCGUCUAACAGCACCGUCAACGAUCCCAUGGCUGGCUCUGCUUCUCAGCCUCUGAAACGAGGUCGUGGUCGUCCUCCUAAACCUAAACCCGAAGGUCAACCACAACAACAACAACCCAUCAAUGCUCAGCCUAUUCAAGUCCAGUCUAAUGGACAGCCAAUCUGGCAACAGCAACAAGUCCAAUUACCUGUUCCGGUUCCGGUUACAGAGUCGGCUAAGAGAGGACCUGGUCGUCCAAGGAAGAACGGAGCUGCUGCUGCUACUGCACCAAUUGUUCAAGCUUCGGUUAUGGCUGGAAUCAUGAAACGUAGAGGUAGACCACCGGGUCGUAGAGCUGCUGGUAGACAGAGGAAGCCCAAAUCUGUUUCUGCUACUGCUUCUGUGUAUCCGUAUGUUGCUAAUGGUGCUAGACGUAGAGGAAGGCCUAGGAGAGUUGUUGACCCUAGCAGCAUCGUUACCGUUGCUCCAGUAGGUGGUGAAAAUGUGGCAGCGGUUGCGCCGGGAAUGAAGCGUGGACGAGGACGACCACCGAAGAUUGGUGGUGUUAUCAGUAGGCUUAUGAAGCCUAAGAGAGGACGAGGACGUCCUGUAGGUAGACCCAGAAAGUUUGCAACAUCAGUCACGACUGGGGCACAAGAUUCUGGAGAACUCAAGAAAAAGUUUGAUAUUUUUCAAGAGAAAGUAAAAGAAAUCGUGAAGGUGUUGAAAGAUGGAGUUACAAGCGAGAAUCAAGCGGUGGUGCAAGCCAUAAAAGAUCUGGAAGCACUAACAGUGACGGAGACAGUUGUUGAGCCACAAGCCAUGGAAGAAGUGCAGCCAGAGGAGACUGCAGAACCACUCACUGAAGCUCAACAAGCUGAAGCUGCUGAAACACAAGGAGGACAGGAAGAGGGACAAGAAAGAGAAGGAGGAGAAGCACAGACCCAGACAGAAGCAGAGGCAAUGCAAGAAGCUCUGUUCUGAAGAAUAAUAAUGAUCUAGAAAACAA